This is a messenger RNA of Schistocerca americana (American grasshopper), 2154 nucleotides long. It is a transcript of the gene Lipt2, whose product is annotated as putative lipoyltransferase 2, mitochondrial. Lineage: Eukaryota; Metazoa; Arthropoda; Insecta; Orthoptera; Acrididae. Gene Ontology annotation, cellular component: mitochondrion. The coding region runs from base 872 to 1648 and encodes 258 amino acids. The record is from RefSeq and is a predicted model, not a curated record. Gene Ontology annotation, molecular function: lipoyl(octanoyl) transferase activity. Gene Ontology annotation, biological process: protein lipoylation. The transcript has 2 exons.
ACACACACACAGUCAGUUACCUAGGCAGCAGUCCCUGAUGUGUAGUGCACACCCGACUCAUUUAGGAGGAUCCUACAGUUCUCAACCAUAUGGCACAAGUCUUGGGAGUCGCAGCCUAGCUUUUCACAGAACAUCCAAAGUCUCUGGUUCAAUCCUUCCACUUGACUUGGAAUCAGGGGGCCACUAUCAGUUCUGGGACAAUGCUGUAAAUUGUGAGCUUUGUUGAAACUCGGUGCGCAAGACUGGUGUUCUCAGGCUUAUCUGCUAGUCACUGGAAUGAUCCAACCAUGACCUUGGAGUACAAACAACAGGCAUUACUUGUUCCAAUGUGUGUCACAGUCUGCAGUUAAUUGCAGUCUGUUUCUUCAACGGCUGCUGAAAUAGCCUCUUCAGCGUUUUGACUGAGGCCUCCAGGCAUACACACUGGGUGCACCUGGUGUUGAUUUCUGUUCCUUGCUGCCAUUUCUCUCAGGAAUAGCAUUAUUUGCUGUACAUUUGAAUGGCCGACGAUUAAUAGAUUUUCUUGCUCUUGACCCAAGACAAAGCAGGUUUCCCAACAGGUGAAGCGAGUCCCACUGAGCUAGUUUCAGAUCGGUAUAACAGCCUCGGUCCUCACAGUUUCUGUCCACCCUGUGGAGGAUGCUACUACUUGCAUACCACACAGUCAAGUGGAUGAGUAAUGACAGAUCCCACACUUCCUGCAAAGGAGACAGGAUCCGCAGGAGAGGAUAGUACAUGAAGUACCUCUGGUAAAUUGACUCCUGUGAGCCGUCCCAACAUACCAGUUUGCAGCAGCUGCCAAUCAUUUGACAGUAAUAAGAGCAAUUUCCAGCUGCUUACAAAUGUCAGCUAACUCAUCACAUGUUCGAGUAUGGCAUUCAGUGAGCCUGCAUUGUGGAUGGUGCAGUGUUUUCCAGGACACUGGGCCAUUCUUUGUUUUGGGAUGAUAACACCAGUGAUAAGAGUACUUCAGGUGGGACCAAUGACUUAUGGUCGUGCCUGUCAUCUACAGAGAAUACUGGCAAAAGAACACAUAAAUGGCAACCCUCAGCUUGCUGGUACAUUAAUUCUUGUUGAACAUCCACCAGUGUAUACCAUUGGCAUCCGGAAGAGGGAGGAGUAUGCUCAAGAUCAGUCACGUCUCUGUGCACUGGGUGCAGAAUUCCAUGUAGUGGAUCGUGGAGGCUUGGUUACAUUUCAUGGACCAGGUCAGAUGGUAGCUUAUCCUGUGCUUAAUCUCCGCUUUUGGAAAGGAGGUUUACGAUCAUAUGUGUCUAGGUUGGAGAAUACUGUAAUACACACAAUCAGUAAUGGAUUUGCACUGCAAAAUGUCGAAGCGAGGCCUGCACCAUACACUGGCGUCUGGCUUGGUAAUGCAAAAAUUUGUGCUAUUGGGGUACGAGCAAGUCGCCAAGUUACAACACAUGGACUAGCACUCAAUUGCUGCGUAGAUUUGGACUGGUUUAAGCACAUCAUUCCUUGUGGACUUGAAGGCUGUGAAGUAACCUCAUUAUCUCAACAGUUAAAACGAAAAGUUGAGAUUGAGGAAGUGGUACCUUAUUUCCUUACUGCUUUUGCUACUGUCUUUCAAUGCCAUCUUGCAGAUUAUCCUGCAGCAGAGAAACGGAAACUAUAUGUAGAAAUGUGAAAGAACUGACCUUAUGUUGUGAAACUCAUGCUUUGUAUUUAUAAAAAUAAAUGAGAAAUGUGUUGUUCUCCCACCUGUUUGCUGAGGGAGGGAAUAAUUCUUCAUUGGUCUCCCCUGGGAUGCAAAAUAUCUGAUGGAGAUCUAAUGAAUGAUCUUGUCUGUUAUGUAAUGUGUGAGGUUUUUGCAACAUUUAUUUUCGUUACAGUCAACUGUUUUGUUUUGAUAGAAUACAUAAAGAUUUGUUUUGUAAUCACUUGUGUAUAAAUUGGCUGAAAAUGUAAUUUCCUUGUAUUACUAAGUUUCAAACAUUAAGCAAGAAAUGAGAAACCAAUAUGAGCAUACUCUGUGAUGAAAUAUCUGAAACAGAAGGAAAGAAUACUACCUGGUUCUUUAGCAACUUACUGAGAUCUGAAGAAAGAUGCGCUCAGCAUAUACAAUAAGUGUUGAACACUGUGUAGGCUUAUAAACAAGGUGCUAAUGACAGUAAAACAGCUUGCAUUUUUCUA